AUGGGGAACUUCAUGUGUGAUCAAAAACCACGGCAACCAGACCUCAGGAUGGUGCUUGUUGGAAAAACUGGAGUUGGGAAGAGUGCAACAGGAAACACCAUCCUAAAAAGGAAAGCUUUUGAAUCUAAGCUGUCUCCUUCCUCCCUAACAUCAGUUUGUAAGAAAGAAAUCGGAGAGUUUGAGGGUCAGACUCUGGCAGUGGUUGAUACUCCAGGUCUGUUUGACACCAGAAACCAGGAGGAGGUGAAAAGAGAGAUAGUUAGAUGCAUCUCAUAUGCUGCUCCUGGUCCUCAUGUGUUCCUGGUUGUGAUCCAACCAAAUAGAUUCACAGAAGAAGAACAAAAAACUGUCAAACUAAUUCAGACGGUGUUUGGAGAGAAGGCAGCAGUUUACACCAUGGUGCUGUUCACUCAUGGGGAUGACUUGGAGGAGGAAGAGGUCUCCAUAGAGGACUUCAUUCAUAGAAGUUCACCUCUCUGCGCUUUCGUCAAUCAGUGUAGGGGAGGUUAUCACGUCUUCAACAACAGAAACCGGGAACCAUUUCAUGUCCGAGAGCUGCUGAGGAAGAUCAACACAAUGGUUCAGAAAAAUGGAGGAAGCUUCUACACCAACGAUAUGUUACAAAAAGCCGAGGAAGCUAUAAGAGCAGAGACUGAGAGACUCAGAGUGGUGCUGGUGGGUCAGGAGAGAGUCGGGAAGAGCUCAGCAGGAAACACCAUCCUGGGGAGGAAGGAGCUGGACUGCCGGUUCAGCUCCGUCCCUGUGACCCUGAACCCUCAGAAGGUAGAAGGUGAUGUUGAAGGUCGCAGAGUUUCUUUGGUGGACACCCCGGGCCUCUUCAGCAGCCUCAUGCCUGCAGAGCAGGUGAAGAAGAAGCUGCUGGAAGCGCUGGAGCUGAGCUCUCCUGGUCCUCACGUCUUCCUGCUCACCCUGCAGCUGGGAAGGUUCACCCCCCAGGAGCAGAAAGGAAUGGAGGUGCUGCAGAAGAUGCUGGGUCCUGAUGUCUCCAAACACACCAUGCUGCUGUUCACCUACGGAGACCGACUGGAAGACACCGACAUGGAGCAGUUCAUCAGGGAGGACACCAACCUUCAGAAGCUGCUGAAGAGCUGCAGCGGCCAGUACCACGUGUUCAACAACAAGAAGAUGGAGGACAGGAAGCAGGUCCAGGAGCUGCUGGAUAAGAUCCAGGAGAUCUCACAGGAUGGCAGCCUGAUUUAUCAGAGAGAAGCUCAGUCUGGAAGCUGGUCCUUACCUUCAAUAUUCAGACGUUUUUGGUAGAAGAAACAGACGUGCUGAUAAAUGUUUACCUCAGAGGUUUUGCAACAUCUCUACAACCAGAAGGAAGUCCUCAAAUAUUUCACUAAAGGUUUCUCUGAUAAGGUGUCUGAAGAACUCUGAUGUUCCCUGUGAUCCACUUCUGAAGCUCAUGUGCUCUGAUGAAUACAAAUAAAUGAUAAAUGGCCUCCACUUAUAUAGAGCCUUUUCUAGUCAGGAGAUUUGACCAAAGCGCUUUACACCACAUUCUAUCGUUCCCUCACACACUGAUGGUGCUGAGCUUUAUUGUAAUUUUCUAUACACAGAGUGUAUACAAAACUAAAUUACAUUGCUUCCAAUAGUGAAAUGAGCAUUACCAUUAUAAAGUGUGGCAGUGAUCAGGAUGUAAACAGUGUAGCA
Molecule: messenger RNA, 1677 nt
Organism: Cyprinodon tularosa
Lineage: Eukaryota; Metazoa; Chordata; Actinopteri; Cyprinodontiformes; Cyprinodontidae
Product: GTPase IMAP family member 8-like
Exons: 3
Coding region: 1-1281 (426 amino acids)
Molecular function (GO): GTP binding
Source: RefSeq, a predicted model, not a curated record